Molecule: messenger RNA, 1067 nt
Organism: Didymodactylos carnosus
Lineage: Eukaryota; Metazoa; Rotifera; Eurotatoria; Philodinida; Philodinidae
Source: the annotation of a GenBank genome assembly
GUCGUACGAGGCCAUGCAUGUUGCCCUCCAUUGAUCUUGUAUCCUAUAACAAUACCACCUGCUGUACAGUUCGUAUUCCACGUUUGGAUUUCAACCAGUUGUUGAGGAUCUGUUCCUUUCGAUAGAUUCUCAAUUUUCUCCAUCAGAGCUCAACUUCUACUAAACUUCUACUAACGAAUUCCGAAUAUUGCAUAGAAGUUGAGUUCUGAUGGAGAAAAUUGAGAAUUACGAGCGGACUUCUGACUAUUUUGUCUCAGAUUUAGAAAAUAUGAUUUUUCUCAGCAAAGAAAGGAAAAGAAAGCGAUACAUACUUUUGUUGCUGACACUUUGAUCAAGAUAACAAUAAUACAUCGUUGAACGAGGUAUUAUAUUAUUUAGUUUCCUUUUUGGAAUUUCUUGUCACUUCUGCAAUGGAGAAAUGUGAAUAAACCCACUCACAAUCUCUCUUCUGUAAUUUAUCACGGGGUUUUAUCUUUGUAGAGUCAGUCCCAGUAACAUUACCAAAAUCGAAUUAUCCGAAGUCAUCUUCAACGGACAUAACAACAGAUGUGACCACAAAAGAUGAUAAUGAUUUAGCUGAAUUACAAAUGAAAUUAAAAAAAUUACAGGAUGAUAAUAAAUAUCUUAAAUUUCAAUUAGAAAAAUCAAUAAUUUUAUUAAAAGAAAAUCAUUCAUUACACGAGGAUAACAAACAACUUCGUUAUGAUAUUGAAAAAAUUAAGAUUUUCCGUCUACCUGAACCAACACCUGGUGUUUAUGAAUGGGUUAAAAAUGUUGUAAAACAUUUCAAAAUGGUUGCAAAUAUAAAUCAAGCUGAAGCUAAUAUUGCACGAAUAAGUCUUCCUCUAUCAGCAGAAGAUGUACAAAAAUGUUAUGAUAAUGAAGACUGGAAAAAAACAGCGCGUAAUAUGGUGCGCGCUUGUUUUCCGAAAGAAAAUUUUAGCGAAACAAAUUUUUCAAAAUUAGAAAAAAAACAUUCUGCUAUUUUAAAUUUCUUAAAAGCAGCAUAUCCAAUUCAAAGUAUAACACAUGCAAAUUUGACUGAAUCUAUUAGCAGCAUGUGUUGA